CCACAGGGAUGAGUUGUGGGUGCCUUGAUUGACAUUACCUGGCCGUCCAUGAGCAAGCCAAACACUCAGUCCACAGUGUAUGGCUCGUUGAUGGAGGUCCUGGCCAGAAAGGCGCAGAAGCACUCACAACCUCAUUCAUCCACACACACUGCGAUUCGCACAUCAUGACACCAAAAACCGGGCAUGCAAUUCGCUCAUCGAUAAAGAUCUCAUCGGUCCAAAACAAAGCCCCUUGGCAUGACGCCCUUGCCGCCGCCCAUCGUCCGUCACGUGUACGCGGCUCUGACCUUCGCCACACCGCCUCGAGGGAACUCUGACGGCGCACACACACGAGAAAGAAGGUGUGUUGGCGGCUCGUCUGUGUGUUGUGUUGCAACGUUGACUCACUGAGUUCUCGGAGUGACUUGGCGUAUUCGCUCUCGCCAAGGUUGACACCGCCAUACUCCAUCCGGAACGGACGGCUGGCGACAAGACAAAAUAGCGCACCACACACACGGAUGCAGUCAUCAAUCGUGUGCGUCUACUUGUCGGUCAUGUGUUGAUAGAUGUAGCUCUUGAGGUCCCACGCCUGCAGGCGAGCACACCACACCACACACACCACAGAUAUUUCCGUUGACCAAUCCACCCAUCGAUGGAUCCCACAGGGGCAGCCAUGUCGUGACACGCACCGUUUUGUCGAGUGUCAUGGUCGUGGAGACCUCGUUGCCGGCCGGCAUGGUGAUGGCCAACGUCACAUCCUCAGUCUGACGCUCGGACUCCUGAACCAACAGAGAUGGAUGGAUAGAUGACAUGUCGCAUCAGACGGCAGCCUUGCUCGUCAUGGCCGCCCACCUUCUGGUCAAAGAAGAACUGACACGCGGCCUGCACACACACAACACACAACGCACCCAGCGGCUCUGUGUGUGUGUGGGUGUGGGUGUUGCUGUUGUUGUUUCGGUGUGUGGCUGACCGCAGUGUCCCAGUCCUUCUCUGUGAGGAAGAAGACGGCCUGUCCUCUGUUGGACCCCGUGAUCUGCAUCACCUCACUGAUCUUCUUCUCGUUCUCUGCGGCCACCACACAUACACACACACACCGUUUCACCUGCGCUUCAUGUGGCCGGCUAUCUGCUGUCUGGUAAGUCACUGCGUACCGGCUUCCUUCCUGUUCUCUUCAGCCUGCUGACGGCUCUCCUGACACACGUGAUUGAUGUAUCGAGCACAUUGAACACGCGGCGGCGCAUCGGUGUGUGUGGCUGCCUGUGUGUGGUGGGGGUACGUACCUCUUGGCGUUUCCUGCUGGCUGGCGAUGCGUCAGGAGCGCUCUGCUCCCUGCACGCGUGGCAUCGAGCGAGCACCAGAGAAGAAGAGAACGGAUUGAUGUGAUGCCACUGUGAGUCCGCAUGUGUGAGUGGAGUGGACGUAUGUACCAUUCCAAUGCUGCUUCCUUCGACAGCCUGCAGUGCACACCACACAACGCAACGCAACGCAACGCAACGCAACGCAACGCAACGCAACGCAACGCAACGCGAGAUGGAUGAAAGAAUGGAUGCGUGUAGCGCUGAUAUCAGCGAUAAUUGCUUUGUUUAUGGCUUACUCACUUUCUUUCCUCUCUGAGGCCCUCCUCCUUCCGGAUCUCCUCCCUGACCUCAUCCAACCUCUGAAUCAAUCAAUUAACCACACGCAUCGCAUGCCAUACACAUGGCUGCACGCAGAGCCUGCCGGCCUUCGUCUCGUCUCGCUGACCGACCUACCUUGAGUGCCUUCUUCUCAUCGUCGAAUGAGAGGUGCAGCCUGUCUGCUGGGCUGCUGUGGAGGGCGGUGGAGAGGCGGGAGAGCCGGGCGGGCGGGUGAGACGACUGCAGAAUCCGCAGAGAGCAGAAAUGCAUCGCCUCGUAGUGGCGGUUGCCUGCACACAGACACACAGGAGAGCCAGAUGCACGUAUUGGAUGGUAUGGCCCUUGCUCACAUCUCCCGUCGUUGCUUUGACUUGACUGACCUGUCCAUUCCGGCACGUGGGUUGGGAAGACGUAUUCUCUCGCUUGACCAACAGACAGACAGACAGACAGACAAACAGACACACAGAAAGCCAGCCGAACACAAACAGCGCCAUCAAGCGUCCGUCAGUCUGUCAACCAGCGUCAUCGCUUACCGAUUUCGGUAUCGCCGUAUGAGCCACUCAAGAGUGACCAGCCUGGCGCGUGCGCAGCCAUCAGAUCUUCGCUGUUUCUAAGUGCCAAUCGACAUUACAGCAUCCUCAGAUCUGGAGAUAAUCUCCUCGCGCCUUCUUUGCCACUUUCUCGAAUGCCG
Vitrella brassicaformis is the source of this 2286-nucleotide messenger RNA. NCBI's taxonomy places the organism in Eukaryota, Vitrellaceae. The record is from the annotation of a GenBank genome assembly.